CUCUGGCGGAUGGAUGCUCUCCUACCUCGGCAUAUGCACCGGAAUCGCCGUCGCCCAAGCCAAAGUCAACCACUACCUCGACCCUGAAAAUCGCCUUCAAUACCGCGAUUUCUAAAGUGCUCGAACGCUUCUGCUAGCUACAAGCACACAAUUGUUACAAGAAACUUCACCACCCCCAGCCAGCCAGCCAGCCCACCAUGUCCGCCGACUUCUGGGCCGGUUACAUAAGCGGCGCCGUAGGCAUCAUCAUCGGCAACCCCCUCGACCUCCUCAAAGUCCGCCUCCAAGCCCGCCCCGCGACCGCCGCCCCCUCGACACCCCUCCCCUCCUCCCCGCGACCGCUCCCGAGCCCCACCGCAGCCGCAGCGGCAUCCUACCUCCGCCACUUCGAAUCCCCCGCCUCCCUCGUCACCGGCUCCGCCGCCCCGAUCCUAGGCUACGGCGCCCUCAACGCCCUCCUCUUCGUCUCCUACAACCGCACAGAGGCCGCCCUCAACCGCGCCCUCAACGUCCAAUCCAGCCUCUGGACGACAUGGCUCGCCGGCGCCGUCGGCGGCCUCGCUACCUGGGUCGUAAGCACCCCGACGGAGCUGAUAAAGUGCCGCGCCCAGCUCUCCUCCCCGCCGGCCUCGAGCUGGGCUAUCACGAAGGACGUCUGGCGCGCCGAGGGGAUCAGGGGUCUCUACUUUGGUGGCGUGGUGACUGCGCUGCGGGAUAGCGUCGGGUACGGCUUCUACUUUUGGUCGUAUGAAAUCACCACGCGGUGGAUGGGCGUCGGAGGCGACGGCGUGCAGGAGACGAAUCUGAAGGAGGAGGCUGCCAAGGUGUUACUCUGCGGCGGCCUGGCAGGCAUCGUGACGUGGGUGAGCAUCUUCCCACUGGACGUCAUCAAGACCCGCGUUCAGACGCAGGCGUUUCAGGCACAGGCGCAGUCACCCGAGAGGUCACCUCUGCUUGCGGCACAAGGGCUCUCGCAGCAACAGCAGCAGCAGCCGGCGAAGCGUGCAGGCGCGAUACAGGUCGCGAGGGAGGCCUACCGCGAGGGCGGGAUGAGAGUCUUCUUCCGCGGUCUGACGGUCUGUAGCGUGCGAGCCUUCGUCGUCAACGCGGUUCAGUGGGCCGUGUACGAGUGGGCCAUGUAUGAGAUGGGCGAGGGCCGGAGACGGCCUGCUGCUGCCAUUGAGCCUGCGGGACAAGUCAUGUGAGGAAUCACGACUUUGAUGAAAUAGGCGGUAUGAGAACAUGUCGGCUCCAGAUGGUCGCCUUGCGGUUCCUGAAUGUCACCGCAAUGUUGCCGCUCGCGCGCGCACCUUGAUGGAGAAAGUUGCCGAAUACUCUCCGGCAUCACAGACAACCACG
Messenger RNA from Colletotrichum phormii, 1359 nucleotides. RefSeq names its product mitochondrial carrier domain-containing protein. The transcript has a single exon. Gene Ontology annotation, biological process: transmembrane transport. Gene Ontology annotation, molecular function: transmembrane transporter activity. Lineage: Eukaryota; Fungi; Ascomycota; Sordariomycetes; Glomerellales; Glomerellaceae. The record is from RefSeq and is a predicted model, not a curated record. The coding region runs from base 198 to 1205 and encodes 335 amino acids.